AUGCAUGGUUUGUUUACAGUGAAGGUGAAAUCGUCGUUCCUAUAUACUCGGUACAAAAUGGAAGAACCCAGCAUUAAGUAUAUUCUUCUACGUGAUCGUGUCGGACACGCAGUUGAAAAAAACUUAUUGACGCUUGGCCUUACGAUGAAGUCUACACCAAUGCAAGUUUUGCGAGGCGAGAUAUUAGAAGGUGUUCUUGAGGCUGAACAGCCCACAGACUUAACUAAAGUUGCUGUUGCUGUAAUUGAACGUAAAUCAAUACGUCUUAAAUGUCCUAAGGAGGAUGUGGCUCGACUGUCUGAGGAAGAAACCAACUUGCUUUUAGCAAUUACUUUAUCUGAAGGAAGAUACCAAACGUAUAUAGAUAGGAAUCGUCUGGCACUUGGCCGACAAUUGUCACACGGAAGUGCUGUUUUCGUCGAAUUGAAAGGAUUCUCAAAGGUUUUACCUGGUAUUGUUUGGUACAAAGGUGUAUUACCACCCAGUCUGGGAACUUGGUUUGGAGUUGAACUCAUCAGACAUCCAGGGUCAGGAACAUGUGAUGGAACAUUUAGAAACAAGCGAUACUUUAGCUGUCAGCCAGACUCUGGGGUUUUUGUUGGACUGGACAAAUUGACAGCUAGAGAAGGUGAAGAUGACUUGAAAUCUUCAAAAAUUACAAAAAAAGAUGAGCAUAUUCAGGCCAAACUUAAAUCAAGUCUUAAGGAUUCAAUACUGUCAUUUUGGAGGGGAAAACAUGAGCAAAGGUCACUUCAAGGAAUUGAUGGAGUGCUUACGACUUAUGAGAGAGUUGUGACAUUUAUUAAGGAUUCUCCAGCCAGAGGAACUGUGCAAUAUAUUGGAGAGGAGGUUGAUUCAACUGGAAAUGCUUACAUAAUUGUAGGACUAGAACUGGAUGAAAGAUUGGGAUCUGGUACUGGUAAAAGAUUUGGCUCUCAAAAGUUUGUUUGUAAGAGAGAUUAUGCAGCAUUUGUACCAUUGAAAACUGUCAUACCAGAGAAGGACUUUGAUGGUAAUCCUGGAAAAGCUGGAAGACAAGAAGCUCAGGGAAAGUGUGAGCAAAUUCAUGAAGGUGAAAUGUAUGCAAGAUCAAUGAGCUGUGGUAAUGUACCAUCAGGUAGUAGUAAGGAAUCUGUCAGAAAACUAAGAAGAACAAAUUCAACGACCUCUGCUGAAACAGAGGCUGCUAGAGAAUCCAGCAAAAGCGAUCUAGUCAGUCAGAUGCUUAGGGAGUUUGAGGGCAAAAACCUGCUUGACAAUCAAGAUAAUGAUGUCAUCAUGUUUGAUGAAGAAAGAACAGACAGUGCCAAAAAUUUUCACUUUAAAGAUGGUCAUUUGAAAAACACUCCCCAAGACAGGUCUGUUAGUCAUGGGACUAAGAUUACAGUGCAGCCUGGUUUGUCAAAUGGUGACUGUAAUUAUACCAAUUUUAACUAUCAAAACACUACUCAAGAAUAUGAUGACUAUAUUAUAACUAAGAGGCUGGCAAGUGCAUAUCAUGGUGAAUUGUUAGACCGGCGACUAACGGAGAAAGAGGAGCAAGAAGGAAAUGGUCACAGGCUGGUGAGAGAACUGAAGGAGCAGGUGACACAUUUGCAAGCAGAACUACGAGAGAAAGAGCUGAGAGAGACCAGCUUACAUGAACAGCUGAGGAAAAAAGAACACCUUGAAGAAAAUUUAAAGAAACAAUUGACUGAGAUGGAGGAGCAGCUGACAAACCUGCGUGGACAAAUACAAGAGAGAAAUGAACAACUGAGAGAUGUAACCCAGGAAAUGACGAUUGUCCGAGGGCAGCUACAAGGAAAAGAUGAAGAAACUGCUAACUUACGAAAUCAAGCCACUGUCCUAAGGCAACAACUGGAGGAAAAGGACCAGGAAAUGAAUGAAUUGGAAACAACUCUGUUCAAAGCUCAGGAUGAGUUGCGUGAAUAUCAACGACAACAGUCCCCUGAGUGGGUCAUUUCACGGGAUCAUAUUCAGCUGACAAGUAAAUUUCUCGGCAAAGGAGGCUGGGGAAGUGUUGUCGAAGGCAAAUAUUGUGGUUGUUCGGUUGCGGUGAAACAGAUUCAUGAGUUGAUUCUCUCUCCUUACAACCGCGAAUUAUUUGAGCGAGAAAUGGAUAUUGCUUCGAGAUGCCGCCACCCUUGCUUGCUGCAGUUCAUCGGAGCUACAAAUGACGAAGGGAAUCCAUUGUUUGUGACAGAACUGAUGGAAACAAGUUUACGCACUCUGUUGGAACAGAGAGCUCUUUCUGAGGCUGAAUUGUCUGUUGUUUCCCUGGAUGUGGCUCGGGCGCUAAGGAUGUUUGCAACGAGAGCCUGA
This is a messenger RNA of Pocillopora verrucosa, 2322 nucleotides long. Lineage: Eukaryota; Metazoa; Cnidaria; Anthozoa; Scleractinia; Pocilloporidae. The record is from RefSeq and is a predicted model, not a curated record.